Molecule: messenger RNA, 854 nt
Organism: Culex quinquefasciatus (southern house mosquito)
Lineage: Eukaryota; Metazoa; Arthropoda; Insecta; Diptera; Culicidae
Product: collagenase
Exons: 1
Coding region: 5-790 (261 amino acids)
Biological process (GO): proteolysis
Molecular function (GO): serine-type endopeptidase activity
Source: RefSeq, a predicted model, not a curated record
CGCAAUGUUCCAACGAACCAUCGUGGUAGCGUCCCUGAUCGCCGUGGCCUGUGGGGCACCCUCGCAGGACCAGUCCUCCCGAGUGGUCAACGGACAGACGGCCGCCGACGGACAGUUUCCGUACCAGGUCCAGCUCAAGAUCCAGCUCGCCCAGGGUCGUGCCCUGUGCGGAGGAAGUUUGCUCAGCGAUCAGUGGGUCCUGACGGCCGGUCAUUGUGUGCAGGGUGCCAGCUCGUUUGAGGUAACGCUCGGAGCGGUUGCCUUGGACGGAGCGGACGAUGGUCGCGUCGUGGUGACCGCCACCGAGUACAUCCGGCACGAAAAGUACAACCCACUGUUUGCGACGAACGACGUUGCCGUGAUCAAGCUGCCGUCGGCGGUGCAGUUCAACGAGCGCGUUCAACCGGUGAAGCUACCCUCGGGAAGUGGCGACUACGCUGGCCAGGUUGCCACCGUCAGCGGAUGGGGACUGCAGCAGAACGGAGGUACCGUGGCUCAGCAGCUGCAGUUCGCCCCGCUCAAGGUCAUUACGAACUCCGUCUGUAGCAAGACGUACAACCCGCUGGUGAUCAAGAAGACGACGCUGUGCGCCCAGGGUGACGAUAAGCAGUCGCCGUGCAACGGAGAUUCCGGCGGUCCGCUGGUGGUGGACGAAGGCGAUGAACGGGUUCUGGUUGGUGUGGUUAGCUUUGGACAUGCCACCGGAUGUGAGCGCGGACUGCCGGGAGCGUUUGCCCGGGUGACCGCGUUCGCCGAUUGGAUCCGCAAGAAGACUGGACUGCAGGCUUGAAGAUUAUGAGGGAUGACCACUUACGACAACAUUUAUGAGCAAUAAACUUUUUAAGGCAUGUUAA